Saxophila tyrrhenica is the source of this 354-nucleotide messenger RNA. RefSeq names its product Histone chaperone domain CHZ (gene chz1). The coding region runs from base 1 to 354 and encodes 117 amino acids. The record is from RefSeq and is a predicted model, not a curated record. Lineage: Eukaryota; Fungi; Ascomycota; Dothideomycetes; Mycosphaerellales; Extremaceae. The transcript is spliced from 2 exons.
AUGAGCAACGAGAACUCCGACCCCAACACCACCACCAUGGCCGGCACCGACACGCCAAUGGAAGAGCAAGUCGCGGACAAGGGCAAAGGCAAAGCCCCUGCCCCGAUCGCCGGCGACGAGAUGCAAGACGUCAGCGACGAGAGUGAGAGUGAGGAGGAGGGUGAGGCCGGCGAAGGCGAGCCCGAAGAAGCCGACGACGAUAACAUGGAGGAGAUCGACAUGGACAACAUCGUCGGCUCGCGCACACGCGGCAAGGAGAUCGACUAUGCGCAGGCGGCCAAGGAGCUCGAGGAGGACGACGAAGAUGAUGAGGCUGAUGAGGAUUUCCGCGACGAUGAUAUGAUGGAGGAUUGA